Messenger RNA from Fomitopsis serialis, 1356 nucleotides. RefSeq lists its product as uncharacterized. Bases 1 to 1356 code for a protein of 451 amino acids. The transcript has 14 exons. Lineage: Eukaryota; Fungi; Basidiomycota; Agaricomycetes; Polyporales; Fomitopsidaceae. The record is from RefSeq and is a predicted model, not a curated record.
AUGAAUAAAAUUUGGCUUGUGCAAGUCAAGCACAGAAAAAACAAAAGACACAGACAACACAACUGGGAUCGUAUUGCCAUACAUGGCCCACUCCCCAGCAAGUCAAGUGUAGUGAGGCACAGUUGGGCAGGUGUAGUUGUGAGCACAUCCGGUGCUAGCCAGAGCCGCAUAUGUGCGGGAAACUCUGGAACCAGUGCUUGGGACUUCAGCUCUCGUGGCAAGCCUUGCGUCUUGCGUCGACCUCUCACCUUGCUCCUCUCAGCCUCCACAUCAUCCCAAAGCCUGACGGCUCUGCUCCUUGCGUUGACAAGCUCUAAGUGGCCUGCCAGCACAACGGUGACAUGGCUACGCAACCUCCCUGACGACUCCUGUCCAGCUGCCCGGUAUUGUCAGAUCUUUGGUCGCAAGAUUACUGUCCAGCAAGGCCAAGAUCAUUCCAGCAUUCCACGCAACGCACCAGACGGCAUCCAGAUGACCAUAGCGAGUGCAGCGUCAACAACACCACACAAGUGCAGCACUCGGACAUGUCGCUCACUGAAGACACUGGUCUCUACUAGCCUGACCACAUUGGAUUGGAAUGACAGUCAUGCACGGAUACGUGAGCGUAUGGCAGAGCCAGACACACCCACAAGCGGACAUGGACACCUCGCCCAACAGCCACACACACUGGUCGCAGCCGCCCGCAAUGAGGACAACAGCAUCGACCAUUGCACUGAUUCAAGAUUAUGGCUGUUGACACUGCGUAAAGACGUGUGGGACAGGCUUACAAUGCUUCAGAAGCCUUGCUCAGAGACCUCCAUUGAGCAGGUGGUUGCAGAGAGGUUACUGGGUCAUUUUGAGGUCGUCAAGGCGUGGGAAGGAGGCGUGGGUGAAGGCGAGCGACAUGAGGGUAACGAAGCAGGCGAGCAAACAUGCAAGGAAGUCGUGGGCACGUCAGACGAGAGCAGGCGCACUGUGGAGCUUGAAUGUGAGGGGAUGAAUGGCGAGGGUGAAGAAUAUGCCAGACCUGUACGAGCACCAGGUGAAGCGGUCAAGGUACACAACAAACACGUUAAAAAGGAGAAGAAGGUUGCAAAGAAAGUGGCUAAUGUCACAGCUGCUGCACUCACGUAUGUGAUGAAGAAAGGCAUCCUGCUGCCGUACACUGUGGAUCCAUCAUCUGAUGGACCCAUCGCGGACACGGAGAAGCAAGUCGGCUUCAUUGACUGGGUGCGAGGGGUAACUCAUCUCGCUGUCUGUGACUGGCUUCAGCACGUCUUGCUCAUGCUUGUCGACAGUUGGGGGGCUCUUCAGGCAAUGACAGCAGUCAUGCUGCUAAACCCACAUGACAAAGAAGCAGGGCGGCCUCGUCUCUAA